GGCCAGAUCAUCUGCGGCAUGGCCCCGGCCGACGUGGCGAGCAUUCCGGCGGCGCGCUUCAAGGAGGCCAUGACGGUGCUCUCCGAGGUCUACUGGUGCAAACAAGCCGUCGCCGAGAAGUUGGCCGAUAAAGCCGUCGCCAUCUACGGCGAACCAUCCACCUGGGGGAUGAGUGAGGUGGCUGGCGUGGGAGCGGUGAUUGGCGGGCUGGAGGCGAUGAAGCUGAAAAGCAUCAAGGACGAGUCGAUGCGAGGACUGAGCGCCGAUGGCAUGAUGAGCAUCCCGCCCAGCAAGAUCGCGGGGCUGACGAAGGCUCAGGUGCUUGAGCUGUCCACGGAGGCGGCGCUCGCGAUAAGUGACGAACAGAUGGAGAAGCUGCCGGAUGACGCGAAGGAGGCACUGCUCAUGGUUUUCGAGGAAAACUUGAAGUCCAGGAGCGCUCGCUCAGCGGCGGCUGGGCUCUCUCUGCUCCUGCUGGGCGUUUUCGCCGCCCGUCUGGCUUAAAGCCGGGCGGAGCGACCGGCGCGCAGCCAGCCGACGCCGGCACCCGCCGACAGAGCUUCGGUCGUCGACCGCCGCGGCCGGCGGCGCUAGCGUCGCGCCUGGAAGCCGGCGCAAGCACGCUGGCUUCCGGGCUGCUGCCGGAGGAGGCUGAGUGCGCGGGGCAGCCGCUGCAAGCAUGCUGCUAGCUUGAUUUUCGGGAUCUCUGAGCGCGCAAGAACAAUGAGGAGAACGUUUGAGCGUGCCGAUGGCCCGGAUAGGGUUUUGGGCUCUGCAAUCUGCAGCGGUCAGCGUAUCCGCUAGCACGUAGACCCAAGGCUUUCUGGCCGAUUGUUGUGAUAGGGCCGGAUAUGCCAAGGUUGUUGGGCAAAGCCAGCCGUUUUCUGUGUGCUGCUUCUGCUCCAGAUGUCCCUUACGUCACGGGAUCUGGUUCAGACUUCUGUACCAGUGUGGAGCUCUUAUUUUUCCCAUACCCGUGCUUCAUGUGCAACGUCUCUGGCGUGGAAACUAACCCUUGAAAAGACCGGCUUUUCGGCUUGAGUCUGACUUUUUGGCCGCCAGAUGCCACGGUUACAUCGGGCGGGGCCAUUGCGACGGCAGAGGCUCCGGGGGACGCCUGUGCUGUGCGCCCGCCUGUGUCGUUAACGGACGCGUUAGCUGCGUUUGCCGUGUCGCAAUUGUACCUGUCGUUAACUGUCGCGCGCCGCACGCCGCCGUGCCCGCUCGCCUCGGGGCACGG
This is a messenger RNA of Pollicipes pollicipes, 1240 nucleotides long. RefSeq lists its product as uncharacterized. The record is from RefSeq and is a predicted model, not a curated record. The transcript has 5 exons. NCBI's taxonomy places the organism in Eukaryota, Metazoa, Arthropoda, Thecostraca, Pollicipedomorpha, Pollicipedidae. Bases 19 to 504 code for a protein of 161 amino acids.